Neospora caninum is the source of this 5406-nucleotide messenger RNA. RefSeq names its product putative ATP-dependent DNA helicase. The coding region runs from base 1 to 5406 and encodes 1801 amino acids. The transcript is spliced from 16 exons. Gene Ontology annotation, biological process: DNA repair. The record is from RefSeq and is a predicted model, not a curated record. NCBI's taxonomy places the organism in Eukaryota, Apicomplexa, Conoidasida, Eucoccidiorida, Sarcocystidae. Gene Ontology annotation, molecular function: DNA helicase activity; ATP binding; nucleic acid binding.
AUGCACGGCUCCACUCCCUACCUCACUCAUCUUCUGAAGGAAGAAGAAAGCCGCCUGGAUCCAACCUGCCUUUUCUCUUUCGACGGCGGCCUCCGUGUCCAGACUUACCGACGCCAAAGAUCGACGCUGGACGGGAGCGACGAGGGUCUUCUUCGGCUUUCUUCUGAUUCUCCCUCAUUUCCACGCCCCUCUGCGCAGCAAGGAGCAGCGCGCGAACUUGAGUGUGCUGUACCUUCGGCGGCACUGACUGGGCCAGAAGACUUCGAGGCCAGGCGAGGCGGAGAACUCGGGACGGCUCGUAAAGCAGGCCUGCCUCCGUUGGAUUGGAGGCGAGGGUGCGGUGUGCCGCCGAGGAAAAGAGGCAAACACUGGCUAGAGAACGCGGGGAACUGGGCAGAAUCUUUGGCCGCGCCGUCGGGUUUCUCGGCGCCUUCGCCCCUGCCUUCACAGCACCAAACCCGUCUGUCGUCGUUAGCUUCUCGAUCUCUGUCUAGCCUCAGGGGAAUCUCGCAAGUCCGUUCGAAGGCGUUGGAGGAAUUGGCGAACCUACGCUCUUGCUUCGACCUUCUCCUCUUCUUGCCUCUUCAGUACGCUCAGCUUCAAACGCGUACCGCCGUUCCUCGUGGCUCUCUUAACUUUUCUCACGAGAACCGUGAGGCUGGAACUCCCCCAGCAGUUCGCAGGAAGGAGCGCGACGAAGAGCUGGAUGGCAGCACUGGUCACGGGGACAACUCGGCACAGACAACGAGACAGGGGAAACCGGUGAGGUUUUCGCUCCACGCUUCACAGGACCCGUGCCGUCGCUCCGAUGCAAUCACAGCACGCGACGGCCAAGCCGAGGCGUCGGAUGACAACAGUUCCCUUUGGACACUGCCUUCAGGAGACCGCUUUGAUGAGACACCUGGCGUCGAGGCACUCCCGGCUCUCGGCCCUUCCGUCCGAGACUUCCCCAGAACGGCGGUGGACGAAGGUGAUGAUGCGUCUCUGAAACAAGGACUUAUUCCAGAGCCGUUUCGACCGCCGCUGUCUCCUUCGCGGUGUCAUCGUGAAGGCGAGGGUGCUGUGUUGGAACCUCAGGAGCCAGCUGUAAGUACACCGCCGUCUUCGUUUCCUGGAGAGCAGAGGAGACAGGAAGACGGGGGGGAACCGGGAUGCCGCGACGCGGGCUGGCGAGCGACGAGAGACAAACCCGCUGAGAACCUCACAGAGAACGAAAAAGAGCAAAACACGCCGACAAGCUUGCUGGAGGAACAGCAGAGAGAACUGCGGCAGCAACUGGAAAAAUCGCUCUCCAGGUAUCUCGCGCUCCAGGAGGAUGCCGAAGCAGGAGGCUCCAGUCCGCUGGGACGUGGCAGAAAAAGGAGACAAAAGGGAGCGGCGGCCGAGCAGGCACGCGACGAAGCAGACUUCGCUGCAAGGGACGUAGCCUUCGUAGGAUGCAUCGAAAAAAUCGGCCACUGCAAACUGCGAAGCGUUAGGCGAGGGAAGCCGCUGAUGAUCUCCACUGCAGUCGUCCGCGACGUUUUCUUCACCCCCUUCUUGAGCAUCCAGAACGAAGAAAACAUGAAGGAAAGCGGCCACGAAGGGCCAGGACACGAACCAGAAGACAAAACGCAAGAAGCACAACGCUCGGCGCGCGCCUUUCUCUCAAGAGGAACAGGAGACGCCGAAGCGGCCAAGACCAAGAGGAGGAAAAAAACCAAAGGCGAGCAGCAGGAACAACGCCCCACAGGGGAGAGGAGACGAGAAGACCAGGAAGGUCUAAUCCAUGUCACCUGGUUCGACAAAUUUCUUCAACUCGUUAAGCUGAAAAGGCGGCACGUUGUAUGCCUUGUAGGAAAGGCUGUUCGGGCAAAGACGGGGCGGAUGAAGAUGCAGAACCCGCGAGUUCACUUCCUUGCUCCAUCAGAAGAGGCGUUUCUCGCCGCCGCAGCCAAAGAGGGCUUGCCGGCUUUUCUCGGCGCCCCAGGACUCGCCGGAGCGGAGCAGAACGCGAUUCGGCAUUCUGGCGACGAAGACGCAUGCAAAAGAGAUGAACGUCUCACGAACGAACGAGGCGCGGAGUCUGCCUCUCCGUUCAACAUGCGGAGCGCGAGCGCCUCGCGCGGUCAGCCGUCUGUCGAUCACUCUUCCCCCGUUUCCUCUUUCUCUUCUGCCUCGCCUUCGUCCUCUACUCUGUCCUUACCUCGGGAGGACUCGCCGCCGCAUCCCACCUGUGUUUGGGGCGCAACGGAAGACCAAGCGUUCUCCCUCCCGACUGGUUCUGCGCCUCAAGGGACACCUGGCGCACCUACGGGGGUUCGCUUCCUACCGACGGAGGAGUCGAUAGAGGAACGGGGAAACUCGGCAGACGAUAAGGGAUGUGUGUGGAACCCAGGAGCGGGCUGCGAUGACAGGAGGGUACGUUCAGCGGGACCGGAGAUGAAAACGCAGACAAAUCCCGACACGUACCACCUCCACAAACUUAUGCCCAUCUAUCCUUCGAUUUCUGGCGUCCCAGCCAAGGUUCUUCGGGCGGGCAUCGAAACGCUUCUCCGCGAGAACAGCUUCGCCGAAGUCGUGCCGGAAUUUCUGAGGAGAAAGCGUGGAAUUGAGAGGCUGGACGCGACACUGCGAGCGCUUCACUACCCGCAGACGCCGGCAGACAUUCGAAAGGCGAAACGGGACUUCUUCUACUCCACAAUGCUCUGGCUCCAGCUGGCAAAGAAGCUGCGCACGCGCGAGGUCGAAUCGCAGUUCCGCGGCUAUGCCAGUCGAGCGGGCGAAGAAAUCCUUCGAGCCUUUUACGCCUCUCUCGAGUUUCCGCUCACGCCUUCGCAGUUGCAGGCCAUUGAGGAGAUCCGGGCUGAUAUGGAGAGUCCCCGACCCAUGCGGCGUCUUCUCCAAGGAGAUGUGGGGAGCGGCAAGACGGCUGUGGCUGCAGUGGCGCUUCUCCUCUCGGCGAGCGCGGGGCACCAAGCGGCUCUCCUGGCCCCGACGGCUGCCCUGGCGCGCCAGCACCAGAUCAACCUCCAGAAAUUUCUUGGCCCCCUCGGCUUUCACGUGCACCUGCUGGUCAGCGACGCCCCCGACAAGGAUGCCACGAUUCGCCUCAUCAACACGGGAAACGCAGAGAUCACUGUGGGCACGCACGCCCUUCUUCAGGAUUAUGUUUUGUUUCCCCGCCUCGGCCUCGUUGUCAUCGACGAACAGCACAAGUUCGGCGUCAAUCAGAGGUGGAAGCUCCUCUUGAAGCGACGCAGACGCGGGGCCGCCGGUGGCGGGGGAAACUUGGAGUGUCUCGAGCUCGAGAGAACAGAGGCUGCUGCUGCCGCCAGGGAAGCCGGAGAAGAACAGAGGAAGUGGAAACCUUCGGCUGCGGCAGACGGCGAACCAAGAAAUGGUGGGCACCGUGAAGCGCCGCAGGAGUGGGAGAACGCGUCUUCGACAGAAGAACAAGCACACGCGAUCGCAGAAGUAGAACGAGACCAGAGAACGGCAGACGCCACGUGGAGCGGUGGUGAAGGACAGGAAGCAGCGGAGGGAGAAGAAACGCACGAUUUCGAGAAGGAUGGGAAAAGACGGCUGGAACACGAAGGCUCCGACGUUCCAGGAGCCGAAGAAGGGGGACGCAUGGCCGACGUUCUUCUCAUGACGGCGACUCCGAUCCCACGCACCCAAGUCCUUCUGAGAUACGGAGACCUCAAGCUGUCCAAACUUCUCGCCGCGGAAAUCCGGUAUUCGCCAGGUCCGGAGAAGCGAGCAGGCGAAGGGAAACUGGAAGGCGACACGGCCCAUGCAGCUUUCAGAGGAACGCCGUGCCGACAAGUGGGAGACCGCGGGAGAGCGAAACGCAGUGGCGCGGAGCCGCUGCGGCGCGCGGUCGCGACAUACCUGAUCGACAAGAGGAGCGAGGGGGAAGUGGGAGAGAUGAUGAAAAUCAUACAGGACGAAAUUUCCAAGACGCGCCAAGUCUUUUGGAUCUGCCCCCUGGUCGACGGGGAGAGGCGAAGGGAGAAAGCUGGAAGAGGCCGGAAGAGGCGAAGUCUCGGCUCCCAGGAGACAGGAGACGGGCAGACAGCGGAGAAUGAGGCGCGAAGGAACACGAGAGACGAGGAAGAGGCCGGCAGGGACGGGGGAGGGGUAGAGAGAGGGGAUAGGAAAGACCAAAGCGACGGCGAGACGGGUAACAAACCCGAGUUGGUGCAGGGGCAAGGUAGCUGCAAGGAAAGCGCGGCUGUGCAGAGGUUCGAGGAGCUUCGGAAACUGCUUCCAGAAAUACGGAUCCGUCUUCUCCACGGGAGGAUGAGGGCCGAAGAAAAAGAGGAGGUUCUUUCCGAGCUACGAGGAGGUACUGUGGAUCUUCUAGUCGCUACGACUGUUGUCGAGGUCGGAAUUGAUAUUCCUAACGCUUCCGUCAUAGUCAUUGACAGCGCCGAGAGGUUUGGAUUGACUCAGCUCCAUCAACUCCGCGGGCGAGUUGGACGAGACGCACGGCACCCGUCUUUCUGCUUCAUUAUCCUUGAUCCUUUAAACAAGAAUCUCGACGAGAAGGCUAUGCACAGAUUCGCGGCCAUAGCAGCGACGACGGAUGGGUUUCAACUUGCCGAGACAGAUGCUCAAUUGCGAGGUGGAGGCACGCUCUUUGGCCAACAGCAACACGGACAAAGCGAUCUCUGGAUGAUCCGGGGCUUGAAGCGGAGUGAGCAAGCAAGACUCCUCGAAGAAGCAACGGAAGACGCGGACCACAUUGUUAAGCUCCUUGAUGAUGACGCGACGAAUUCCAGAUGUGCGGUAGGGCAGGGCGUUGGGCGCAAGCACGUCGUUUAUUCAAGCGAAGGGGCUGGCGAGCGGCACCAUUUCCGGUUCGUGCACGGCACAUCACAAUCUCUAGAGGCGAACAAGACAGACCGGAAACGCAGCACUAACGUUUUUCGGGGUAAGCGUGAAGGAAACGAAGAUGCGCCCGUUGCGUCACUGGGCGUUAUUCCACGGAAACCUGACAAGGUGGAAACUUCAAGCAAUCCGCACUGCUUCUUCAAUCCGAGCGUGAAGGAUGCGAACAAAACUGGCCGCCUUCUUGAAGACACAACGGUGAAAUGUGAGAACGAGAAGGGGAACGCAGGAGACAGUUCCUCCUCCGAACACGCUGCGGCAUAUCAAGAGGAAAAAGAAGAAAGAGGCAUCUUGCACGGGAACGGCUAUAAUCCGAGUGAAAAGCACGAAUGGGGCCACUCUUUCAAUCAAAGUACCACUGGCAAGAACCCCGAAAGUGGUUCACUUGAAUUUAAUCUAUGGAGAGAGGCGAAAGGUGGAGAAGAGAAGUCUUUUUCGGCGGAGGCAAACAUAAGGGAGGCUCGGCAGCUGGUGGAGGAAGUGCGGCUGCUCAUCCCGCCCAACAAGAUAGACUGGCUGUUUAGGGUUUAG